Pogonomyrmex barbatus (red harvester ant) is the source of this 894-nucleotide messenger RNA. RefSeq lists its product as uncharacterized. Lineage: Eukaryota; Metazoa; Arthropoda; Insecta; Hymenoptera; Formicidae. The record is from RefSeq and is a predicted model, not a curated record. Gene Ontology annotation, molecular function: ribonucleoside-diphosphate reductase activity, thioredoxin disulfide as acceptor. Gene Ontology annotation, biological process: deoxyribonucleotide biosynthetic process. Gene Ontology annotation, cellular component: cytosol.
AUGUUUAACCAGAUCGACGUGUACUUCAAUCAAAAACUCGUAUCACCCCCAAACAACGCCUACGCGUACCGCGCGUACAUCGAAGCAUUAUUAAAUUAUUCUUCACUGGCAAAAACUUCCCAUCUGAUUUCCUGUCUAUGGGACACGGACGAACCCGGUUAUAUGGACGCGCUAUUAGAAUCGGACAACACCAAUCAAGCUCUCGUGAGACGUGCCCGAUACAUCCAAGGAAAACGUUCGGUAGAUCUAAUAGGUCAUCUUCAUUGCGACGUCUUUAAUCAGGAUAAAUUUUUAAUUAACGGAGUGGAGAUUAGAAUGAGACUCGUUCGCUCGAGAAAUGCGUUUUGCCUCAUGGAAAGCAACUCAAUGUCGAAAAUACGCAUUCUACAUGCUAGUUUACUCACAAGAAGAACAAAAAUAAGCCCCGCAGUGUUACUCGAACAUGCGAGAAUGCUGAGUAAAACAAUCGCCAAGUAUCCUCUGACGCGAGUCGAAGUUAAUACAUUCACGAUUCACGCCGGAAUGGUAGGAGAAUCGAUUGAUAACGCGAUACUCGGGCAACUUCCGAAACGAGUAAUAGUCGGAUUCGUCGAUAACAAAGCGUUUAACGGCGACAGAAAGUUAAAUCCAUUUAAUUUCAAAAAUUAUGGCAUAAAUUUCUUCUCGCUAUAUGCCGAUGGCGUGCAAAUUCCGAGUAGACCGCUGCAACCGAAUUUCUCAAAAGACCAUCCGCUCUAUGUUGAGGCUUAUAACACCCUCUUCUCAGGAACAGGCAUCCAUUUUCUAAACAAGGGGAAUUCUAUAAGCAGAGAAGAUUAUGCCAAAGGUUUCACGCUUUUCGCUUUCGAUCUCACUCCCGAUGUAUCGGCAAAUUGCGCUGGACAUUGGAAUCUU